Leucoraja erinaceus (little skate) is the source of this 4460-nucleotide messenger RNA. RefSeq names its product podocin-like. NCBI's taxonomy places the organism in Eukaryota, Metazoa, Chordata, Chondrichthyes, Rajiformes, Rajidae. Gene Ontology annotation, cellular component: plasma membrane. The coding region runs from base 733 to 1629 and encodes 298 amino acids. The transcript is spliced from 7 exons. The record is from RefSeq and is a predicted model, not a curated record.
AUCACGUGUAUUCACUGCUCCUGGCUGUUACUUGCCUAGUCAACGGAGCAGCUCUCUGAGUUUAGAAGCAGCCCCCAGGUGUCUGUGAGCAUUCUUCCUGGCGGCUGUGCUUCUGGCUCCUUGGCUCUGAUCCACAAGCUGUCCCCUUCAUUGCAGUGGGAAGAUUUGCUGCACUGCCCCUUGUCAUCACCAACCACCUCCAACCUCGAUGGGACAGCACGUUGUUCCUCCUCAUCACCACCACCACCACCUACAUAAGAUGUCCAGUGCAAUACUGGAAAAUUGCAGAGCCAGUCCUUCCCUACAUCAUGCCAUUAUUGAAUAUCUCUUAAGUCAAAAUAUCUUCCUGAACAUCUUCUCGCUGCAAAACAAUGCAACUCCUCCUUAAGUGAUAUUCACUGGCUCAAAGCCAUGAAUGUUGUUCAUUUUUUAUUCCAGACACAUAAAAACAAUAUGCACCCAAUUGAAACAAUAGUUUAAUAAGCAGGACAGUUAGUGUUGGCUGCAAGAUGCAAUCAUGUAAAUGAGCACAUGGCAUGAAAAUUAGUGUCCUGCCAAGUUAAAGAACAACGGGUACAUGUAAAUGACGUUAUGAUCAAUAUGCUUGGGGGAGAUCAAAAUUGGAUGGAAAAUUAUUAUUAUACAGGAGAGUUGGGCAGAUAGCCUUUGGCAAAUUCUUAAUGUGGGUCUGGUUUUCUUGCACUCAGAAGAACCUUGUCAUAGUAAUUUGACAUGCUGGUCUGCUCCUUUUACUCAGGUAUCAGGGACCGAGGUGUGGGAAUCUGUGAGUGUAUUCUCACAUUCAUUUGUUUGCUGCUGGUUCUUCUAUUGUUCCCAGUAUCUGUCUGGUUCUGCGUUAAGGUGGUACAUCAACAUGAACGUGCAGUGAUAUUCAGGUUGGGCCGUCUGCUGCCAGGAAGAGCCAAAGGGCCUGGGCUCUUCUUCUUCAUACCAUGUCUAGACAUUUACCACAAAGUGGAUAUGCGUGUCACUAUCCUGGGGAUUCCCUUUCACGAGGUGAUAUCCAAGGACAUGAUGUUAGCUGAAGUGAAUGCAUGCUGCUACUAUCGGGUGGAGAAUGCCUCCCUCUCAUUAACAAGUGUCAUCAAUGUUCAUGACUCGCUAUCAUUGCUUGUACAAACUUUUACUAAGCGAAGUUUGGCACAUCGGAAAUUCAAUGAAAUUCUCCUGGAAAGAAAAAACAUUGGUGAUGAAAUCAAGGUUGCACUUGAUGCAGUAACGUGGAAAUGGGGAAUCAAGGUGGAACAUGCUGAAAUCAAAGACGUCCGCCUACCAGCAGAGCUUCAGCAUUCAUUAGCAGUGGAAGCAGAGGCACAUCGGAAAGCAAAAGCCAAGGUGAUUGCAGCUGAUGCUGAGAAGGAUGCCUUAGAAGCCUUAAAAAAUGCAGCUGAUGUUCUCUCUGGAUGCCCUGCUGCUGUCCAGCUACGGUAUCUGCAAACUCUUUCUGGUGAGAAAUCUUCCACAGUCAUCUUACCUCUGCCUUAUGAUGUUCUUAAUACUUUGUCAACCAUAAAUCAGAAAUCUUUAGAGACCACUGCUGCAACUGAAACAAUAAAACCAACACUGUCUCAAGAACAGAAGUCCAAGCCUGACUCCCCAAUGUUAUAAGAGAUGGAAAUGACAAUUCUAAGUGACAAGAACUAUGUAUAAUUUCUGUUUGCAAGCUAUGUGGAUACCUUUGUCAUCUAACCAGUGGCAUUAUGGAGGAAAUUAUCUGCAAACUAUCUGAGUUAUGAUAACAAAAUAAAUACAUAACAUUUUACUUGUGCACUUAGAAUGAAAUGUCCAGUGCUUAUUGAAAUCACAAUGCCAGACAUGCUUUAAUACAAUUUAAAGUCUUAUAUAGAUUACACUACUCUAAAAUAAAACUAAAUAGAAUCUUCCCACAAAUCUCUCCUAUUUGUGAUAAAUGUCUACAUCUAGAUGCUAAUUUAACACAUACGUUUGCAAAUUGUAUAAAAAUUAAACAUUUCUGGACUGAUAUUUUUGAAAUAAUUUCAGAAGUUAUUAAUAAAAAACUGGAUCCAAACUCAAAAUUAAUAAUACUUGGAAUAUCAGAGCAAAGUUUAACACUCACAACAAGCCAAAGAAAUUUCCUCGACUACAGUAUAAUAACCGGGAAAAAAUUAAUAUUAAAAUUUUGGAAAGGCCCUACAACCCCCACAAUUAAAAUGUGGAUUGUGGAAAUGUCGGAGACCCUAUAUCUAGAAAGAAUUAGACUUGUCUUAAUGGACAAACAAGAACUUUUUGAUAAAAUAUGGGCUCCAUUCAUUAAUUAUCUGACGGGAUAGAUUGGCCCAGCACGAAAACCCAACUGAAACUUGAACUCAGGAUUAGAUGAAAAGUCAUACAUUAUAAUCUACGAACCCAUCUCCAAUGACGUAUUAUAAGUAAUCCAUUCCAUCUUUUUUGUUUCUUUUGAUAUUUGUAACUCUUCUUUCUCUCUUUUUCUAUAUAAAAAAAAAACACUAGAAGUAAUCGACAAUUGAAAAUUUUAAUAAUGUAUGACUGAUGUAUAUGAAAAGUUUUGUUACUAUAAUAUGUAACUAUAUAAUAUGACUACUUCUAAUAAAAAUAUUUUUUAAAAAAAAAUUUUUUUAAAUUACAAAACACAUUGAUUCUGGGAGAAGACAAAUAAUAAAAAAAGCUCUGCUUGCAUCAAACAUGGUGGAAUAAUAACAAGCAGGUCAUUCAUAGAAGAAAAUAUAUAAAUCUCAUCAAGUGGAAUGCGUGGUUUAUUGAAAUAAGUACAGAUUGUUAUUGUUUCAUUAAACACUGCAUGCCACAAUACAAAUUUGCCUACAAAAAAUAUCAGCCCUCAAAGCAAACAUGUUCAAAAAGGAGAAUUUUAAUGAAACUAACGUUCUCAUGUACCCUGUAAAAUGUUAAGAAUUCCAUCUUUCCUUUUAGCUAUCGAUGUCAAUCUACUCAUGCAUGUGAAAUAUUUGUGACUGGUUUAAGCUUUUCUUGUGAGGGAAGAUAGGCCAAUAUUGUAUUAAUUCUAUUCAAGAUAAUUCAAAUGUAAUCUAAUCAUUUUCAACAAGCUAGAUUGAUCUAGAAGACUGUGACCUAUUAAUUUAAAUGUUAUGCUAAAUGUAAAGAUACAGAACUAUCUUUACAGCCCAAGGGAAGAUUUUACAUGUUAUAAUUGCUUUAUAAAUGCUCAGUGAAGUGUGAUUCUAUGGGUGACCAUGAUUUGCUUUGUAUUUAUCAAGGGAGCAUUUAUCAUGUACAGUCAAGUACUAUAUGUAGGGAGGAACUGCAGACGCUGUUUUAAACCAAAGAUGGACACAAAAAGCUGGAGUAACUCAGUGGGUCAGGCAGCAUCUCUGGAGAAAAGGAAUAGGUGACGUUUCGUGAAGAAACCAUUCUUCAGACUGAUAGGGAAAUGGGAGCGAGAAAUAUAGGUGAUACUUAUGACAAAUGAAUAGAAGAUAUGCAAAAAGGGAUGACAAUAAAGAUAUGCAAAAAGGACAACAAUAAAGGAAAGGAGGAGUCCUCAAUGGUCCAUUGUCGGCUGUUGGAUAGCGAGUUAUACUGACAGCAGCACUCAACAGGCUGACAAUGAAACUAGUACGACAACUAGGGUGCGGGAGGAAGAGUGGAUGCAAGGGUUACUUGAAGUUAGAGAAAUCAAUAUUCAUACCACUGGGUUGUAUGCUGCCCAAGUGAAAUAUGAGGUGCUGUUCCUCCAAUUUACAUUUUGCCUCGCUGACAAUGGAGGAUGCCCAGGACACUCUGAGAAUGGAGGGCUAUUUUUUGUAAUUUUGUUUGUUCCUGAGCAUUCGCAUUUUGAGGGGAUGAUGGUGUUGAACGGUGCGCUGUAGUCUAUGAACAACAGCCUGGCAUAUGUGUUUUUACUGUCCAAGUGGUCCAGUGUGGAGUGGUGGGCCAGCGAGAUCGCAUCUCUUGUUGUUCUAUUGCGGCAAUAAGCAAAUUGUAGUGGGUCCAGGUUCUUACUGAGAUCUGCACCAUAACCAACCUCUCAAAGCAGUUCACCAUGAGUGCCACUGGUCUGUAGUCAUUGAGGAUUGCCACCCUGCUCUUCUUAGGCACUGGUUUUAUUGAUGCCUUUUUAAACCAGGCCACAUUGUUUGCAUACCAAACAUCAAGCACCUGAUUUCCUCAGAAGAAAGAAACCAUACUUUAUUGAUGUGAACAGUAUCAUGAUGUAAAUAUGCAAUAGAUAAAUAGUGAUAAUAAAAACAUAAACUUACCAUAAUAUAAAAAUUCUUACAUGCCUUCAUUUUGUGAUAUAAUUCAUGAAAAUCAGGCCAUCAUAAUUUUUUAGGAUAACUGCAUUGCUUCUUCGUGGAGACUAAUGAAUUAUGACAGUGGUGCUUUUUCCAUGUCAUUUUACUUACCUCUUCCCCCAUGUAUGAUGUUGCUCUGAGAGUAUCUCGUUUGCUGCAUCUGGUAUUGUAGUUUACUCUUGUAGU